CAAAUGGGAAUGGAGGGUGAGGAUGUGAGCACCAUUCUGCUUCCUGCGAAUCGAAUAGGAGAUCACCUUGCAGUGGAUCACAUCGGGGACAAUAGAAAUGAGUCUCAAAUCAAAAGCCCUCGCAUCAAGCUCAAAUAUCAAGGCAUAUCCCGAAAUCAAUAUCAGAUCCAGAAAAUGGAAAAUCGAGAGAAAACAAUUCAGGUGGUUCGGAUGUUGGUUGCCAUUGUGGUGGUGUUUGUCGUUUGUUGGACCCCAUUAUUAAUCAUUCACAUUCUCCAAUCCUUGGAUGUCAUCAAGCUCCAGAUACAGGGUUGGGCCAAACACGGGAAAACCGUGUCCAGUCUCAUGGCCUACUUGAACAGCGCUCUCAACCCGAUCAUUUAUGGGUUCAUGAGUCACAACUUUCGAGAGAGCUUCAAAAAAGCCAUGGCUUCGCUCUUUCAUCCCGUUACCAAGCGGAUUCGACGUGGCUCCCGGACUCCCGAUGGGCAUGGCCAUCACAAUGAGAGUAAACAGACGUCUCCUUUGGGAUUGAGAGUGAAACAAAAUCAAAAGAGACAGCCUUCUACUAGUUCGAGCUUAAGGACCAACUUGACCACGUGCUCGUCUGACAAGAUAUCACAGCGCAUGAACUUGCGUACUUAAGUGCAUGUUUGUUUCUCAACUGGACUGGAUUCGAAAUGUUAAUUGGUCCCCCACCUCCAACCUCACCGAUGUGUCCAGCUCAAAUGUUGUCCGACGAAGCCAUUAACAACCUGGAUCCACACAACGUGACAUCCUUGUCCCCAAUCAUUCGGAAUUCACUGAACAUCGGUUGCUCAGUUCAAACAUUUCAACUGAACUGCACUUGCCCGUGUUUCUCUCGGGUGAUUUACCACUUGUCAUUUACACAACAACCGAACUCUAAACUCGCCACUUUGAUACCUAAUGAAACGGAACUGCUUCAAAGGGGUACCUAAUCAUCAAAAGUAUUUGAACUUUAUGAAAUUGAUAUUUGAAUCCCUUUCUAUUAACAGUGACAAAUCCAAGCUUGCUACAUGUGUGAAAAUCUUUUCGAGGAAAUUGAUCAACUUCAAACACCCCACCAGUUACGGGUACGCGGCCAGUGUUAGGCAUGUAUACAAAUGAAACGGUUCAUCUUCUUGGAUUCAUAAAAGAUUUUGACGUUUAUUUUAGAUGCUCGGUCAUCCAGGCAUUUCUCCCUUUUCCACUGAGAAUACUCGGUUUCAAGAAGUUGAUGUCCCCUUAGAAACUUGCUAACAAAUCAUAUAUUUAAAAAAACGUAAUUCAUAAAACAAACUUGUAUAUGAAGCAAUCAUGUCACCAACACUAUGCAUCAAGACAAAGUUGUUUGUCAUUUCCACUCAAAUACAUCGGUGUUACAGUGCAAUUUUAUUCAGAACGUCCAAUGUUAUCUUAAUGUGAUGGAAAAUAAUAAAUUUGUAUGUUCAAAACCAUUGAUA
Tigriopus californicus is the source of this 1463-nucleotide messenger RNA. Its product is annotated as somatostatin receptor type 5-like. The transcript is spliced from 4 exons. Gene Ontology annotation, molecular function: peptide binding; G protein-coupled receptor activity. Gene Ontology annotation, biological process: G protein-coupled receptor signaling pathway. Gene Ontology annotation, cellular component: membrane. The coding region runs from base 4 to 645 and encodes 213 amino acids. The record is from RefSeq and is a predicted model, not a curated record. Lineage: Eukaryota; Metazoa; Arthropoda; Copepoda; Harpacticoida; Harpacticidae.